Molecule: messenger RNA, 222 nt
Organism: Pyricularia grisea
Lineage: Eukaryota; Fungi; Ascomycota; Sordariomycetes; Magnaporthales; Pyriculariaceae
Exons: 2
Source: RefSeq, a predicted model, not a curated record
UCGCCCCAGAGCGGAGACCCAUCCUCGCCUGGCUGCGUUGGCGGUUUCUGCGGCAACAACCUGGGUGGACCAGGCAGCAGCACCGGGGGCGGAAAGAAGAAGCAGUAAACGAGGGUGGGAAAUAUCCCGACAGCCCCCGCUCCAAACUGUCUCGGGGCAGGACUCUGUUAGACCACGCAGGAGUGAAGAUGGUGAAAACAGGGGGGGCUUGCUCUGUUCCGG